Molecule: messenger RNA, 2344 nt
Organism: Molossus molossus (Pallas's mastiff bat)
Lineage: Eukaryota; Metazoa; Chordata; Mammalia; Chiroptera; Molossidae
Product: leukocyte elastase inhibitor-like
Exons: 7
Coding region: 103-1242 (379 amino acids)
Biological process (GO): negative regulation of endopeptidase activity
Molecular function (GO): serine-type endopeptidase inhibitor activity
Source: RefSeq, a predicted model, not a curated record
GGCAUCUGCCUUCCUCUUCCGCCACUACCUGAGGACACUGCUUGCUCUGCCCUCUGUGCCAGACUCAGGCUCCCGCCCAGGCAGCAAGCAGCAGCCCUCACCAUGGAGCAGCUAAGUGUGGCAAACACCCGGUUUGCACUGGACCUCUUCCGCACCCUGAAUGAGAAGAACCCUGCUGGAAACAUCUUCAUCUCUCCCAUCAGCAUUUCAUCCGCGCUGGCCAUGGUCUUUCUGGGGGCCAGAGGCACUACUGCCGCACAGAUGUCCAAGACUCUUCAUUUUGAUGCGGUUAAGGAGAUUCAUUCAGGAUUUCAGAGUCUGAAUGCUGACAUCAACAAGCGUGGAGCUCCCUACGUUCUGAAACUUGCUAACAGGUUAUACGGAGAAAAAAGCUACAAUUUCCUCCCUGAGUUCUUAGCUGCAACUCGGACGGCGUACGGCGCUGACCUGGCGAGUGUGGACUUCCAGCGCGCCUCUGAAGGUGCCAGACGCGUGAUCAACGAGUGGGUCAAAGGGCAGACAGAAGGGAAAAUUCCUGAAUUGCUGGCUACAGGCAUGGUUGAUAACAUGACUAAACUGGUGCUGGUUAAUGCCAUCUAUUUCAAAGGAAGUUGGCAGGAGAAAUUCAGUGAAAAGGCCACGACCGAUGCGCCCUUCAGAUUGAAUAAGAAAGACACAAAAACAGUGAAAAUGAUGUAUCAGAAGAAGGAAUUUCCAUAUGGCCGCAUCAGGGAGCUUAAGUGCCGUGUGCUGGAACUGCCUUACCAAGGCGGGGAGCUCAGCAUGGUCAUCCUGCUGCCAGAUGACAUCGAGGACGAGGCCACGGGUCUGAAGCAGAUCGAGGAACAGCUGACUUUGGAAAAACUGCAUGAGUGGACCAAACCCGAGAGGCUGCAUCUCACUGAAGUCAAUGUCCACCUGCCCAGGUUCAAGCUGGAAGACAGCUACAACCUCAACUCUCCCCUGGCCCGCCUGGGUGUAGAGGAUCUCUUUAAUAGCAAGGCUGAUCUGUCUGGCAUGUCAGGAGCCAGAGAUCUUUUUGUAUCACAAAUUGUCCACAAGUCUUUUGUAGAAGUGAAUGAGGAGGGAACAGAGGCGGCGGCUGCCACUGCACUCAUUGUAAUUGGUUGCUCCAUGUCUAUGCCAGAGGAACAUUUUGUGGUUGACCAUCCGUUCAUUUUCUUCAUUCGACACAACCCCUCAACUAACAUCCUCUUCUUAGGCAGACUUGCUUCCCCUUAGAGUCUGUGGAAAUACAAGACCAAGCUCAGGGCUUCACUACCCCCACUUUCAAUGGUGAUAGUUUUUAUAUAGCUUUAGCAAUAAAACUCCAUCUCAAAACAAAUUUUUUAUUUGCUCUCAGGCCAGCUCUGUUGGCUGUCUAUACCCAUGAACUUUGGCAGGGGUAUCAAUUUUCCUUUUUUAUAUUGAAAAUUUUCUGUGAUUGCUUUUUAAUGCAUCACUCAGAUGUGGAGAUUCUUCGAUAUGGUAAUCUGUGGAACUGCCAUACUCCCUGGUAGCCUUGCAGAAGUAAAAUGUUACAAUCAGUUUCAGAGAUACUUCUGGAAGAAAUACUAGAGAGACACUCUGAUUGUUGAAGAGAGGCUUAAAAACUUACUCAAUUGAAAUAUAGGAGAGCAGACUGUUAACGGUAAGAUUAUGAAGACAGAUUUGCCUUGGCCAGUGUUUCUGACCCUUUGUUCGACAGGAUUUGUAUUCCAUUAGAGCUUUUUUUUUUUUUUAAAGCUAUUAUAGAGCUACUUGGUAAUAAUUUUCCUUUUUUAUUUUCCUUUAACCCACCUGAUAUGUAGUUUGUGUGUGAUUGCAAGGAGUCGAGAAGUUGGUGUCUUAUCAUAAAAGAUGCCAAGAAACUGGAAAAAGGAAAAUGUAGGAGAGACUGUUAAGCAGAAAUGAGGGGCAGAGAUCUCACUGUUAACCAGCUGCUUCUGUGUUUUCUGAAAAAGUCUCUUGUCUUCCAUCAUCAGAUACAUGUUAUAGCAAUGGGAUGGCUUCUGCAGUGCUGGAUGUGGGGGAGGGAGCUCUUUAAUUAAUAUAAACCUUUGUUUAUAUAUAAACCUUCGUAUAUAUAUACCAAUAUACUCCUUGGAAUCUGUCCUGAAAUGCUACAUUUUCUUAUUUCCACAAAGCUGAUGGGAUGACUAAUAAAGUUUCCUAAGGUUCUGCUAGCCAGACUAAUCUUAGUACUCUUCUUGUUUCUACCCGAUCUCAAAAAAUAGGACUAUACUAGGGCUCAUGGACUGACAGUACUGACAUCCAUGAUGGUAGUGGGUGACUCCAUGGAAUAAAAAGAAUAUUUUAACAAGUCUUCUGUUGGCAAGCUUUC